Anoplopoma fimbria (sablefish) is the source of this 2901-nucleotide messenger RNA. RefSeq names its product netrin 1a (gene ntn1a). The transcript is spliced from 7 exons. The record is from RefSeq and is a predicted model, not a curated record. The coding region runs from base 84 to 1904 and encodes 606 amino acids. Gene Ontology annotation, molecular function: protein binding. NCBI's taxonomy places the organism in Eukaryota, Metazoa, Chordata, Actinopteri, Perciformes, Anoplopomatidae.
ACCUUUUAGAGAAAGUAACCUCUUUUUUUUUUCUUUUUAUAUUUCUCAGCCGGCGGAGACGCUCCGGGACGGAGGGACCGACCAUGAUAAGGGCUGUGGACAUUGCGCUGACUGUGCUGCUCGCCGCGUCCCUGUCGUGCCGGUGCGCCCUCGGCGGCUACGGGGUGAGCCUGUUCGCGGCGCAGACCUCCCCUCCGGACCCGUGCUACGACGAGCACGGCAACCCGCGUCGCUGCAUCCCGGACUUCGUCAACGCCGCCUUCGGCAAGGAGGUGAAGGUGUCCAGCACCUGCGGCAGGGCGCCCGGCCGCUACUGCGUGGUGUCGGCGGCGGAGAAGGGCGACGAGAGGACGAGGAACUGUCACACCUGCGACGCCUCCGACCCCAAGAAGUACCACCCGCCCGCCUACCUGACGGACCUCAACAACCCGCACAACCUCACCUGCUGGCAGUCGGAGAACUUCGUGCAGCACCCGCAGAACGUCACGCUGACUCUGUCCCUGGGGAAGAAGUUCGAGGUGACCUACGUGAGCCUGCAGUUCUGCUCGCCGCGACCCGAGUCCAUGGUCAUCCACAAGUCCAUGGACUACGGGAAGACCUGGGUGGCGUUCCAGUUCUACUCCACCCAGUGUCGGAAGAUGUACAACAAGCCGAGCAGGGCCGUGAUAACCAAGCAGAACGAGCAGGAGGCGGUGUGCACGGACUCCCACACCGACAUGUACCCUCUGACCGGCGGCCUCAUCGCCUUCAGCACGCUGGACGGACGGCCCUCGGCGCACGACUUCGACAACUCCCCGGUGCUGCAGGACUGGGUGACGGCCACCGACAUCAAGGUCAUCUUCUCGCGGCUGCACACGUUCGGAGACGAGAACGAGGACGACUCGGAGCUCACGCGGGAGUCGUACUUCUACGCCGUGUCGGACCUGCAGGUCGGCGGGAGGUGCAAAUGCAACGGGCACGCGUCCCGGUGCGUGAAGGACCGGGACGGGAGUCUGGUGUGCGAGUGCAAGCACAACACCGCCGGGCCGGAGUGCGACAGGUGCAAGCCCUUCCACUACGACAGACCGUGGCAGAGAGCCACGGCCCGGGAGGCCAACGAGUGUGUCGCCUGCAACUGUAACCUCCACGCCCGGAGGUGCCGCUUCAACAUGGAGCUGUACAAGCUGUCGGGGAGGAAGAGCGGCGGGGUCUGCCUCAACUGUCGCCACAACACAGCGGGACGCCACUGCCACUACUGCAAGGAGGGCUACUACAGAGACCUGUCCAAACCCAUCUCACACAGGAAAGCCUGCAAAGCAUGUGAUUGCCAUCCCGUGGGCGCUGCUGGCAAAACCUGUAACCAAACCACAGGACAAUGUCCCUGUAAAGACGGCGUGACCGGUAUCACGUGCAACCGCUGCGCUAAAGGCUACCAGCAGAGCCGCUCGCCCAUUGCGCCCUGCAUAAAGAUUCCAGUCACACCUCCUACAACCCCAUCCAGCAGCACAGAGGAGCCCUCAGACUGUGACUCCUACUGCAAAGCGUCUAAAGGCAAACUGAAGAUCAACAUGAAGAAGUACUGCAAGAAAGAUUACGCUGUCCAGGUUCACAUCCUGAAGGCGGACAAAGCCGGCGAGUGGUGGAAGUUCACCGUCAACAUCAUCUCCGUCUACAAGCAGGGCGAGAGCCGCAUCCGCCGCGGCGACCAGUUCCUGUGGGUCCGAGCCAAGGACGUGGCCUGCAAGUGUCCCAAGAUCAAGCCAGGGAAGAAGUACCUGCUGCUGGGGAACGACGAGGACUCCCCCGGGCAGAGCGGCGUGGUGGCGGACAAAGGCAGCCUGGUCAUCCAGUGGAGGGACACGUGGGCACGCCGGCUCAGGAAGUUCCAGCAGCGCGAGAAGAAAGGCAAGUGCAAGAAGCCAUAGGAGGGGAAAAAAGAAAAGAUGGAGAGGACGCCGGAGAGGAAUUCAAGAGAAAAGCUGAGCGGGUGAUUUAAAGAAAUAAAAAAAAUAAAAAAAAAAGAGAGGCAGACAGAGGACCACGGACAGACAAGAGACUGUUUAUGUCGCUGCUUUUUUUCGUGUAGAAGCAUGAAGAGAAUUAUUUUAGGAUGAUUUGUUUUUUUUCUAGUGAACUUUUGUUGAAGGAGCUCACCUCGCAGAUUUGGUUUCAUGGUUUAUUUUACUUUGAGAUUUGCCUCUCUCGUGGAUUUGCCGAAUUUGCACCUAUUACCAGCAUAUAAAGUUAUUUGUGUUUUGUUUUCCUUUUGUUUUUAUCUCAGUAUGAAAUCAUUAUAUUUUAUGUUCAGAUUUUAUGGACAUUUCCUGCUGGUGCAAAAAAUGACACAGAAAAAAAAAAAAGCCACUUAAUUACCACUGCAAUUCUUUGCCUCUGCAUGGGUUUUUUCUUGUUGUAUUCUUGGCAAAGAGGCGAGCUUGUUUCAUCAAAAGUCUUCACUGAUCUGAUUGAGGGGUAAUAAUAUUUCCUCUGUUAGGAAUUGUGCCAUAAAAAACAACAACUAUUGUUUGCGAGCCACAGAAAUGCAUUGUACAUUGGUUUCCUUUCCCCCCGUUGUACAAAUUCAGGUACGUCUACAACUCAAGAAACAAGAAAUCUGUAGCUCUACUUUUUUAAGCUGCCAGGGCUUGAAUAAAUUAAGAACAUGCAAGUGACAAGAAAAACAAAAAGGAUAUAACAGUAUUGACAUAUUUUUACUUCCCCAGUGGCCCAACUCACACUUUUCUGGUGACAUUUUGGGUCGUUCAGUAUUUGUGCAAACCUGCAUGUGAAUGCAACUCAUUAAAGACUGUAAUGUUCAAUUCACUAACUGGUGCUUUAACAAAAGGACCAGAGGGCAGAGACAUUCACAAAAGCAGGAGUUGAUUUUGGUUAAAAGAUUUUUUUAGUUUUGUUUUAACUCAG